This is a messenger RNA of Cuscuta epithymum, 910 nucleotides long. The record is from the annotation of a GenBank genome assembly. NCBI's taxonomy places the organism in Eukaryota, Viridiplantae, Streptophyta, Magnoliopsida, Solanales, Convolvulaceae.
CUUCGUUUUUUCUUUAUUCCACAACUGCCCCUAUUUCCUAACCUUAUCUUUCCUCCACGAGAUUCCUUCUCUCGUCCACAAUCUCGCCAAAUAUUCUCUCUCACUCCUUCCUUUAUAGCCAUAUCAUGCUGGCAGCUUCAAGAUCCUACACCAUACGAAACAAAGAAGGAGUUGAUUGUUAUUUGUACUGGCGUACUGGUGUUGUAGAUGUGGUGAUCGAGACAGAUAAGAUACGGCGAUAUGGCAACGUGGUGCCGACGGCUCAACAGAGAAAACGCAGCGGCGCGGCGGCUGUGGUGGGAUGCCCUAGGACUAAUGGCGAGGUCGCCGGAGGAGCAGUGGCGGAGAUCGCCGGAGGACCAGUGGCAAAGGUCACCGGAGGAACAGUGGCAAAGGUCACCAGAGGACCAGCUGCGAGGCCGUUGCGGUUAGAGAACCGGCUGCAGCCGGUCAUGAGGUCGCCGGAUAAGCUGUGGCGGCGGAGUUUGUUGGAGGACCGACGUCGGAGGUUGUAUUUGGUGGGAGAGGUCUUUGUAGUGUUGGGGACAGAGGUCUCAGGAGGACCGGCGGCGGAGAUCGACGAAGAUCCGGCGGGCGGCAUAGGUCCGGCAGGCGGCGGAUGUCUGACGGCGGCAGGUGGCAGAGGUCCGGCAACGUUGGGGCGAGGUUCAGGGUGAUAAUCGGUGGUUUAUUAUAAGGCUUAACUAUUUUUCUUCUCUAGUAAGCUUCUUACAAGGUGGGGGUAUUUUUGUCUUUUAACAUAAAAGUAGUCCUAUUUAAGACUAAAAAAGUGUUACCUCCUAUUUAAGUUCCGUGCUUAUGUAUUAGUCUUAUUCAGGUCUUUUCCCCUUGUUUAUUCUAUCUUGCUGUGAUCGACAUACUAUUGUAUUAUUUGUAUAAUGCCUAGCUA